Messenger RNA from Sphenostylis stenocarpa, 192 nucleotides. NCBI's taxonomy places the organism in Eukaryota, Viridiplantae, Streptophyta, Magnoliopsida, Fabales, Fabaceae. The record is from the annotation of a GenBank genome assembly.
AUGGAUUUGAGUAAUGCACCAGAUAUCACCAAAAUCACGCUCAACAAAAUCAAGAAUCGUUACUCUCACCGACGCCUGCGCCGUGGCACCACCGUAACCUACCGCGACAUGACUUGUGCUGGCUAUGGUUGGCUCCUCCCUGGGUGGAUAGCAGAAGAACGCAGAGGCCGCAGUGGAAAGGUCUACAGGUAA